Colletes gigas is the source of this 1803-nucleotide messenger RNA. RefSeq lists its product as uncharacterized. The transcript has 3 exons. The coding region runs from base 1 to 1803 and encodes 600 amino acids. The record is from RefSeq and is a predicted model, not a curated record. NCBI's taxonomy places the organism in Eukaryota, Metazoa, Arthropoda, Insecta, Hymenoptera, Colletidae.
AUGAACGUCGCGAUAAUAUUUCUGCUCCUGAUAAUAUACUGGCGCGUAUCGAUGGCACUCUCGAAGUUACAAAUCGAUCUGGACCAAUUUGAAGUUCUGACGGAGGCCCUGACCACCGCGUUGAGUGCUUGCAAGGGUCCGGAACUAAAUAAUAUCGGAAUUGUAACAGACUCGAACGCAUCGAUGAAAUGGACGAAAGAAUCUUUGAGAAAGGUUUCCCUAAUCGCCAUAAACGACACGGAAAAGUUCCAACAAUUUUCACGGACGUUCCAACAGGAUCGGAAGAUACGUACAUUCGUAUUGAUCCUACACUCUCCGGAUAACUUGAAAAGUACCAUAAAAGACUUACGCCGUACAAAAUGGUGGAAUCCCUCGGCGCUUUACCUCAUCCUGGACGAUCAUUCUACGCAAGAUGGCUGCCAAAAUGCGCGUCAGGUCCUUAAAAUUGCGUGGAAAGAAAACCUUUUGUCGUCCACGUUUCUAUGCGUCGGUCAAAAUGGCUUGCAACUGUACACCUACAACCCAUUCACCUCGUGGGCGCCAUCGCCUUGGCGCGAAGCAACCAAAGACUUCGAGGAUAGCGAUCCUUGGACCCUGCUCGUGCAAUCCUUCGACCAGAGUCGGACAUCGUGCGAAAACUUGGACUUUUCCAAGACGAGAACACUGGGGGGAUACCCGGUGAACGCAGUGGGCCUUCACAGUCCUCCUAGUCUCGCGAUAGAUCUCUCCAAAAGAUCGCCGACGAAACUAGGCGGCGUGGAUGGCACGAUCGCCACGUUGCUUUGGUCGAAACUGAACGCCAGCUUACGACUGACAGGGAUCACCAACAACACCCACUACUACGAAUACCUGCCACUGGUGUCGUCAGGCGUUUACGACCUGCUGAUGAACAUCCAGUACAUCUUCAACAAGCCUAACAUGACCAUGACCUACCCCCACGUGAACUCCGGGAUCAGCAUUCUGACCAGGUAUCCCGAAAACGAGUCAGCCCACGCGAAGAUCCUAAAGUUCAUGAAUCCUGUGUUCAUCCUGGGAGUGUUUCUGGUCUGUUCGGGCACGGUGAUCCUCCUCCAGGUGUUCUUUCGCAGAGGAGCGACCGACGCGAGUCUGGAAGUCCUUCGAAUGAUGCUGAACAACUCGAUGCUACGAUUUCCACGACGAAGUUCCUUAAGGAUCUACCUGGUCACGGUUUUCCUUCUGUCCAUGUUGACGGUAUCCACGUUUCAGAGCAAUCUAUCGUCCCUGCUGACUUCCUCGACGCCUAGGCUUCCGGUGGACUCCAUCGACGCGCUGAAGGCGUCCAGGUUUGCGAUCUACGCGUACCACGGAUACAAGAACGCCGUGUUCGACGACGUGCUCUUCUCCCGCGUGAAGACUGUGGAGCAUUGGGACUGCAGCGACUACGUGAUCAAGUUGGAGAACGUUGCAUGCGCGGCUGACAGGUCCACGUUGUUGGGUAUCGCCUUCGAGAAGAACCUUCAUCUGUCCAAGCACAGGAUAAACACGCUGUACUCCGGCCUGGUGGUGCGACCGGAUUGGCCGCUGAGGAGCAGGGUCGGUGAAUUGUUGAUGCACAUGUCGCAAGGUGGAUUGAUCGAUCACUCGUGGGACAGGACGAUGACUCGAUACGUGCACAAGUGGCUAGGGAAGAGCAAAGACGCCGAGAAGAAAGGCUAUCACGUGAUGAGGCUGAAGGACCUUGCGUUCGCGUUUUACAUACUGAUCUUCGGGCUCGUCGCGUCCCUGGUCGCGUUCCUCCUGGAAAUCAUGCUACGGCGUGUUUCAAAUUAUUUACUAUAUUAG